Molecule: messenger RNA, 1305 nt
Organism: Formica exsecta
Lineage: Eukaryota; Metazoa; Arthropoda; Insecta; Hymenoptera; Formicidae
Gene: Atg5
Product: autophagy protein 5
Exons: 4
Coding region: 138-935 (265 amino acids)
Biological process (GO): autophagy of mitochondrion; autophagosome assembly; C-terminal protein lipidation
Cellular component (GO): cytoplasm; Atg12-Atg5-Atg16 complex; phagophore assembly site membrane
Source: RefSeq, a predicted model, not a curated record
GAGUUGCGUAUCUUCUUUAUCUGACAGAAACGCAACCUAACUGUAACAUAACAUAACCUAAUUGUUCCCGAUUGUUUGUUAUCGAAUUAUUUUAUUCAUAACAAAUACUUUAGAGUGGAUAUAUCCAUAUUAAUUCAAUGGCAAACGAUAGGGAAGUACUCCGGGAAAUUUGGGAUGGAAAAAUUCCAGUCUGUUUCACUCUCAAUUCCGAGGAAAUCUGCGAUUUACAAGGACCAGAUCCGUUUUAUCUAAUGGUACCUAGGUUAAGUUACUUUCCAUUAUGUACAGAGAAGGUACGAAAGCACUUUAUACGACACAUACAAGGUGAUAGCAAACAAGAGCAUGAGAUGUGGUUGGAAUAUAAUGGAAUGCCAUUAAAGUGGCAUUAUCCAAUUGGUGUUUUACUAGACAUUUAUUUCAAUGACAUUCAAUUACCUUGGAAUAUUGUUGUCCACUUUGAUAAAUUUCCAGAGAAUGUUCUAAUGCACUGUCAAAACAAAGAAGUUGUAGAAGCCCAUUUUCUUUCUUGCAUAAAGGAAGCUGAUGUUCUGAAGCAUAGAGGCCAAAUUGUCUCUAGUAUGCAAAAAAAAGACCAUACACAGCUAUGGAAUGGUAUUAUGAAUGACAAAUUUGAUCAGUUCUGGUCUGUGAAUGGUAGGCUUAUGGAAACCAGUACUGAGGAAGGAUUUAAAUAUAUACCUUUUCGAUGUUAUACGAAUGAAGACAAAUACAUACAGAAACUUGUAAAACCAACGAAUGAAGAAGGCCAGAGAAAGACUUUGAAGCAUUUGUUAAAUGAAGUGUUCCCAGAUCAAGAAAAUGUUGCAGUGCGCACCCAUGGCAUUGUACCACCUUCAGAAACACCGCUUCAGUGGAUGUCAGAGCAUUUAAGUUACCCGGAUAAUUUUCUGCAUUUAAUCGUGAUUACAUCGUAACGUAUAUUGAGGAACAAGUAAUUUCAUUAUUAAGUGACAAAAUAACUUUUUUGUAAUUUUUGUGGAAUAUUAUGUACAUUGCUUAUGUUUUAUAUUAUAAUGUAUUUAUUUUAUGAUAAGCAAUAGGAGUAAGUGCAAAUACCCAAAAUAUUUUCGACACUUAGUUUGAAUUUCUCUGAGCCAAGUCAAGAGAGAAGUUCUACGAACAUACCCGGAUUCGACUUGAAUUUUGUGAGUACUCACACAUUCUUAGAUAUUAACUGAGAUGUAUUAUAUUAUAUGUUUGUUUUUGUUACAAAGUAUAUUUUAUAAAGCGAUUGUGACAAAUAGUCUCAUGUGGUAAAUGAACACAUUAAAAAAUGUUUAAACC